This is a messenger RNA of Doryrhamphus excisus (bluestripe pipefish), 2445 nucleotides long. The record is from RefSeq and is a predicted model, not a curated record. Lineage: Eukaryota; Metazoa; Chordata; Actinopteri; Syngnathiformes; Syngnathidae.
AGGCGACAUGGGACUACCUGGACCACGUGGACUUGAUGGCCUAAAGGGUAUCCGUGGGCUUAUCGGGUCGCCAGGGGAAGUUGGUCCACAGGGAGAGAAGGGAAGUACCGGUCCAGCAGGUCCAAGGGGGCGAACAGGCAUGUCUGGAUUGCCUGGCACCCUUGGGUUCAAGGGUUUGAAAGGCUACCAAGGAUUGCCUGGUCUGCCAGGCAGAAGAGGCCUUCCAGGUCCACCUGGUGUUCCUGGACCGCCAGGACCAUCUCUAAACAUGACAUUGACAGAGCUCAAGGAAAUCAUGUAUGUGUCCGAUAAGCCCAACCUCCAUUUGAUCCAGACUCUUCUGGAUUCUCUAGAGCAGGAGUUCCGACGCCUGGUGGAUCCUCCUGAUGGCACCAAAGAGCAUCCUGCCACCACAUGUCUAGAACUUUGGCUCUGCCACCCGGAAUACAGCAGUGGAACGUAUUACAUCGACCCAAACCAAGGGAGUCCUGGCGACGCCCUGCUGGCGUAUUGCAUCUUCUCCAGCACAUCCAUACAGACAUGCCUUCAUCCUCAAGAUUCUCAGCUGCCCACAAAGGCCUGGAUGGAGGAUUCUUUUGCUAACAAGUCCUUCCAGUGGCUCAGCAGACUGGACCAAGGCUUUCAUUUCAUUUAUCCAGGUGCCGAUGUGGUCCAGAUACGCUUUCUUAGGUUGCACAGUAGCACAGCCAGGCAGAAGAUGACCUACUCCUGCCACCCAGGACACAUAUUGGGUCAGUCGGAAAGGGACAUCAAAUUCCUCACUGACACAAGAACGCAAAGUUUCCUCGGAGUGCUUCAAGACUGUGUGCCUGCAGAACAGACGGCUUCCGGACCCCAAGAGUCGGUGUUUGAGUUUGAGGACCUCCACCUGCUUCCUGUGAGAGAUGUGGCCCCGAUGGGAGGUGGCAACUUUUCCCAUCACUUUGGCUUCAGCGUCGGGCCUGUUUGUUUCACUUAGAAUAGUUUGACGCCCAAUGCCAUCCCAGAAAAAGAUCAGGUCCCCCGGAUGCAAACACAAGACCACAAGACAAAUGCUUUGUCUCCCAGAGAGCCCGCAUUGUUUACAGACACUUUAAAACUGUACUGAAUAAUUUAAAAUGUCUUCUUUUUAAGUUUUCAUGCAUUGUUUUUCUUUUUUGUUUGACAUCAUGUAUAUAAGGUUUGUAUUACUGCCAGCCUGUUGUGUUUACGCUACUCAUACAAAGUUAGGCUUUUGGGUGAAAUCUCAGAAUUACCCUAAAAUGCACGUUUACAGGUGAGAAUUUGUAUUUUGUUUUUUAAGCUAAGCUACGCUAAGCUAAGCAUGCAAGGACGUGGUGGCGGCAUCUCACACUCACAACGAAAAGGAACACAAACAGCAAAAAGUAGCAAAAUAAAAAUGAGAUUAAAAAAAAAGAGCAGACAAAAAGGGUCACUACCCUGUGAUUGGUUGGUGACCAGUACAGAGUGGGACAGCUGGGGUUGGCUCCAGCAUACCCUGCGACCCGAGUAAGGAUAAUAAACUAUAAAUAAUAAUAAUAAUAAUAAUAAUAAUAAUAAUAAUAAUAAUAAUAAUAAUAAUAAUAAUAAUAAUAAACUUGUAAUAUGAUGAAAAACAAUGUCAUUUUAGUCACAUAAAGGAGAAAUAUUAAUUACAAAUUUUAAGUUGUAAUAAUAGAAACAACAAUUAAAAUGUCUGAAAAAUUAGGUUGCCUUAAUAUUAUAGAAUAAAGUCAAAAUAAUAUGGGAAUUAAGUCAUAAGAUUAGAAGAAUACAAUUUACAAAAAGUUGAAAUAUUUGGAAAAUGUAAAAAAAAACUGCAGAAAUGGGAAAAAAAAAAACCAACAAAUUUGACGAGGAUAAAGUCAAAACAUUAAGAGAAAAAAAGUCAUAUUCUAAUCACAAAAUGUUGCAAGUAAAAGAGAAUAAACCCGUAAUAUUGUAAUGGAAAAAAAUCAUUUUCAUAUUUUGUUUAAGUUGUAAUAUGAGACACAGAACCAAAUAAAGUUGUAAUUUCUGGAAAAUUAUGUUGGGGGGGUGAAUUAGGGGAAUGAAGUCACCCUACCUUUUUGCAUGUGGUGUAUACUGUAAAUAUAUAGCUCACAUGUUACACCCUUCAUGGGCGAGCCAUCCGCCGAAAACCACCAGGACAGGAACUCUUGUUAUUUUCCAAGGUGCUAAAACUUCCACAUAUAUUUAGUCCAUUCAAAACUUUACAUGGAGUAGUUUCAUUUUAGGAAUACAUGGUGUUUUUUGUCAUCAUUCAAACUGUAUAACUGUACUGUAUGUUCUUUAUGUCUCAGGUAUGGUAUUUAGAUUCUCCCAUCUGUUUAAUGACUUAUGUUACAAGACAAAUUAAAUUCAGGCUGACAAUGUCCAAGACCAAAACCAGCCGACCAUCUUGACUUUUAUUUCCCCUUACUCCAGGGGUGUAAGGGCACAUUC